AUGGCAUCCUCUUCAACGUUCGUGUGUCUAUGUGUUUACGUGCUGUUGAUCCUGCACUGUGUCAUUGCUGGAGCUCCCAACGAAGUCAUUGGUGCCCUGCCUCAAGACGACGAGUGCCACUCCGAUGCCUGUGGCUUGAAUGCUCUGCAGCUCCGUUCCAAGCCGCUGCCCCCGCCAACAAACGAAACCGUCAACGUCAACGGCACGGCUGUCUCCGUGAACGGCACCAAGAAGAAGUCCCGCUGCUACGACCUCGGAAUUGAUCCAACAUGCUGCCAGGACUUUUCUAUCUCAUCGUGGAAUUAUAAUACAGCCAACUCCAAAUAUCGUGCGUGCCUCAAUGCAAGGCUGGGGUGCAAUCCCACCCCCGUUGCCGUAUAUAAUGGCAGGUACAACGGCUACCAACGCAAAUAUUACGCCUUUCAAUGCAAUGGCGGUUGCUCCGGCUGUGAAGACACAGGUGGUCAUACCCCCUUCCCUGGUGGCCACCGACGUCGAGAAGGUGGUCGUCGCCGUGGAACCAUUCCAGGAAUCAUUGGAGACAUUGGUGGGGGAAUCGGCGAUUGGCGCUGA
This is a messenger RNA of Cladocopium goreaui, 573 nucleotides long. The record is from the annotation of a GenBank genome assembly. NCBI's taxonomy places the organism in Eukaryota, Dinophyceae, Suessiales, Symbiodiniaceae.